GACAACACACAAAGCAAAAAGCUGUUUUCUUUGGCAUAAUUUUGAAGAAAUUUUUGUAAAAAUGGAGGGGAAAGAAGAGGAUGUGAAGGUUGGAGCAAACAAGUAUUCAGAAAGGCAGCCAUUAGGGACUUCAGCACAGAGCAAGGACUACAAGGAGGCACCACCAGCACCAUUAUUUGAGGCUGGUGAGCUACAUUCUUGGUCUUUUUGGAGAGCUGGGAUUGCAGAGUUCAUGGCUACUUUUUUGUUCCUUUACAUAACUGUAUUGACUGUUAUGGGUUAUUCAAGGGCUAACAGCAAAUGUAGUACUGUUGGUGUUCAAGGCAUUGCUUGGGCUUUUGGGGGUAUGAUUUUUGCCCUUGUUUACUGCACUGCUGGCAUAUCAGGUGGACACAUUAACCCUGCUGUGACAUUUGGUUUAUUUCUGGCAAGGAAAUUGUCCUUAACCAGGGCAGUGUUCUACAUUGUGAUGCAGUGCCUUGGUGCAAUCUGUGGUGCUGGUGUUGUCAAAGGGUUCCAGCCAUCUUUGUUUGAGACUAAGGGUGGAGGUGCCAAUGUUGUUGCCCAUGGUUACACCAAGGGAGAUGGCCUUGGUGCUGAGAUUAUUGGCACUUUUGUUCUUGUCUACACUGUCUUCUCUGCUACUGAUGCCAAGAGAAAUGCUAGAGACUCCCAUGUCCCUAUUCUGGCUCCUCUCCCAAUUGGAUUUGCAGUGUUCUUGGUUCAUUUGGCUACAAUCCCUAUUACAGGCACCGGCAUUAACCCUGCUAGAAGCCUAGGCGCUGCCAUUGUCUACAACAAAGAACAUGCAUGGGAUGAUCAUUGGAUUUUCUGGGUGGGACCAUUCAUUGGAGCUGCACUUGCUGCCUUAUACCACCAAGUUAUCAUAAGAGCCAUUCCAUUCAAGAGUGGAAACUGAGGAACACCUUGGCCUAUUGGCUAUAGCUAUGUCUUAUUUCAGUAUUUGGUUACUUUGCUAUGAUUGACAAUGAAGUUCAUUAAUGUUUGAUUAUCAUGUACAAAAAGCUGUUGUAAUGCUUUAUUAUUGUAUUGGUUCUUCAGUUCAUCUUGUUUAUUCUGCCUUUCAUUAUUGGCAUUGUUAUUAAUGUCUCUCUUUGCUUAGAGUCUUUAACUUUUGGUGGUGUGAUUUUUCUUCAUAAAUAAGUACAGAGUAAAUUUGUAUGAUAUAAAUUAAUGAUAACUUGGUUGAAAUGACAACUCACUUGUUAUUACAAGUGUAAAAAUUUUGUUGCUACGUCAAGUGUGUGUAUAUAUAUACCUUGUACUUUAUAGUUAUCUGCAAAUAACAUACACUAUGA
Messenger RNA from Solanum lycopersicum (tomato), 1319 nucleotides. RefSeq names its product Aqp2 protein (gene Aqp2). Gene Ontology annotation, molecular function: water channel activity. Gene Ontology annotation, cellular component: plasma membrane; plasmodesma; vacuole. Lineage: Eukaryota; Viridiplantae; Streptophyta; Magnoliopsida; Solanales; Solanaceae. Gene Ontology annotation, biological process: response to water deprivation; transmembrane transport. The record is from RefSeq and is marked validated.